AUGGCCAAUGGCACGCCAGCAAAUACAGUUGUCUGUGAACGCGACACCUCUCUGCUAAACCAUUUCCUCAUCUUCGAAUCUCUGCAAUCUCGCAUGCCUCAGACUCAAACCCUCGUCGAAGCUACGAGAAUCAAUAACGAACGCCUUGCCCAGAUCAGAACGGCUUUGGAGGUCAAACGGCUAGUAAUCGUCAUUGGCGCGGGGGUGACACUGAGCGCAACAGCAACUCAGUCUGGAGAAACACUUGCUCAGUUGUCCUGGCUCGGCUUGAUACGACAUGGUCUGAACUAUGUUGUCACAGAUGGCCAAAUUGACAGGAACCACCACAGGCUAAGUUAUGCACGCAAAAUACUUGAUUCCCAUCCCGAGGAUCUGUUAGAAGCAGCACGCAUACUCAAGCUUUUCCUGGACCAGGCUCAUCAAUGGCCUACUUGGCUAAAGGCUGUAUUUGGAGAUCUUUCCAAGGAAGUGAGGUAUCCUGCCGUGUUAGAUGUGCUGAAAUCUCUCCACGACAGAGGAGCGAUGCUUCUCACAACCAACUAUGAUAAUCUUUUUGAAGAAGGCUACUGCAGAUUGCGACGCAUCAGCCGGUCGCAUCACGACGACCUCCUGAAGUUCCAAAGUCGAGAUCUGCGGGGAAUUCUUCAUGUACACGGCAGCUACCACGACCCUUCGGAUAUCAUAUUGGACGCCACGGACUACGAGAAGGUCCAAUGCUCAGAGAUUAAGACCGUGCUGAGGACGCUCUGGAACACCCACACUAUUUUGUUUGUUGGCUGCGGAUCUGGAUUAGAGGACCCAAACUUCGGCGCACUCUUGGAAUGGGCAUGCAAUGAGGACCGGUCCCAGUACCCACACCAGUUUCUGGUCACUCGCGAACCAUCCACCAUCCUAGGUUCAGGAAGAUCGGUUGCCAUGAGGAGCUUAACAAAGCUACUAUUCUCGUUCAUCUUCUGGAAGUGA
Eremomyces bilateralis CBS 781.70 is the source of this 963-nucleotide messenger RNA. RefSeq lists its product as uncharacterized. The transcript has 2 exons. The record is from RefSeq and is a predicted model, not a curated record. Bases 1 to 963 code for a protein of 320 amino acids. Lineage: Eukaryota; Fungi; Ascomycota; Dothideomycetes; Eremomycetales; Eremomycetaceae.